This is a messenger RNA of Gambusia affinis (western mosquitofish), 3869 nucleotides long. RefSeq names its product EF-hand calcium binding domain 7 (gene efcab7). The transcript is spliced from 13 exons. The record is from RefSeq and is a predicted model, not a curated record. Bases 179 to 2011 code for a protein of 610 amino acids. Gene Ontology annotation, molecular function: calcium ion binding. Lineage: Eukaryota; Metazoa; Chordata; Actinopteri; Cyprinodontiformes; Poeciliidae.
GUUUGAUGCGAACUGUCGAGAUUUUGUUUCCUUAGUAACAGUCCCCGCGUUAGCAACAAUGCAUCACACCUAUCAACGAAAGAGCAAAUGCAACAAUUUAAACUUUUAGUUGGCGGUCUGCUCUCUAUCCCCCCAUAGACAUAGCGAAUCGUUGGCAUAUUGUUUUUUUCUCUACAAAAUGUCUUCUCAGGAAUCAACUCGUCCCUCCGAUGAGGUUUUCUACAUGCAGUGUCGAGCUGCUUAUCUUGCUGUGUUCCGAUCAAGUUUGUCUAAUAUAUCUUCAAAACAACAGUUGUGUCGGGUUCUCCAGCAGGCUGGUAGGAAUCCAUCCCACGCGAUUCUCAAUAAAUACUGGACUUCUAGAACAUCUAAGCUAAACUUUGAUGACUUCUGCGAGAUUCUGAAAUGUGAACGGAAAACCGAGGAGGCUGAGCUAAUGAGAGCUUUCAGAAAACUGGAUGUAAACCGUGACGGCUACAUCACGCACAGCGUUCUGGAGAAGGCUCUAACAUCUAGUGGUGAGAAGAUGACAGCUGAGGAGGCAAAUGCUGUUUGUUCGUUGGCAGAGAUUAACAAGGAUGGCAAACUGGACUAUGCUGAGUUCUGCAGGCAGCUUGUGUCUACAGCAGAGCAGUGUCAAACGGCUGCUCUGGAGAAGCUAGAAGCUGACGCUAAGCUAAAGAGGCAGAACUUUGGCAGCCAGUUGUACAGCCCUCCUAAAAGCUCAGUGGCAUCAGCAUCAUCUGCAUCACCAGCUCAACAUGCAGAAUCAGACUCCUCUGCCAAAAAAGACAGCCAGUCCUCCUUUCGUCCUCCUUCUGCUCGCAGCAGACGGUCGUCCCUGUCAAACUCAGUCACAAUGGCAUCCAGCAGCAGUAAGGCAGGCAAAGUUCAGGAACCGUCAGAUUUACAGGAUUGGCAUCACUGCUUUAUGAAAGGCUGCUUCUUUGUGGACGAUAACAGCAGCUUUAGCUCUCUGCAGUACCACCUUCAUCUUCCUCAGAAAACCAGUGUAUAUCUAACUAUCCAACCGCUGAGCCUCAGCCACAGACCUGAUAAGCCUCCAGCAUGGAUGAACGUGGACACGGCUGUUUUUGUCAUAACAGCAGGUGAAACCAAAGAAGACUCAGCUUUAGUAUGUUUCACCGAGUCAAAAGACAAAGAAAAGUAUGUUUGGAAAGGAGAACUUAAUGCUGGGACUUACCGCCUGCUUCCCUUCACCAGUGGCUGCAGAUUAAAGAAACAAAACAAAAGUAACUUCUUGGAUAAAUCUGUCAAACUUGUCUACAAGACAGACACGGGAGAACCAGACCUCACCAGCGAGCUGAGGGAGGUGCUGUCUGAAAUCUUUGAGAUGAUUGACCUGGAUGGAAAUGGUUUGCUAAGCCUGGAUGAGUACAACUUGUUUGAGCUGAGGACCAGUGGGGAGAAGUGUGACCAGGAUGCCUGGGCAGUGUGUAAAGAAAACUUUGAUAUGAGGAAAAACCAGCUGACCCGGCAGGGUUUUAUGGAGCUGAACCUGAUGGAGGCCACAGAGAAAGAUGGAGACCCCGCAGACCUAUGGGUGACUCUGGAAUCUAUGGGUUACAAUCAUAUGCUGGAGUUAGUAGAGGCAUGUCCAUUCCAAAUAGAUGUGCACUGUGAAGGCACUCAGCCAUCCAUGCAGCCACUUUGCUUGGACUCAGGCACCAAGCUUUUGAACCAGGCCCUCCAGAAGUCCAUCACCUCAAGGUUUGGGGCCAAAGCACUUCGAGGGCAUGACAACGUCUUCAUCUACACCUACAGAGGAGACCACCGGAUUUCCUCCCUCAUAGUCAACAAGGCCAAUCAGAAGGUGACGGUUCAUGUAAACAAUGAGCAGAGCAGGAACUGCUGCAGCAGCAGAGGGAUGGCUGUGUUUGCUGUUGAAGUUCCAGCCAGGACCAAAAUGGUGUGCCAACAUGUGCUACCCAUUAAUGAAAAGCAGGAAUGGGUCUAUAACUGCGUGGAAACCAGUUUGCCCAGCACAUAAAGCUGAAACUACUGAACAUAUUGCAAUCAUAAGAAGGUUAUACUACAGAAAGACUCUCUGAAGUCUGUGUUGGAAGGUUCUACUUCUGGUAAUCUAUUUCAGUUCUGAAGAGUUUUGUAUUUCAUUUUAAAUUUAGCAAAGAUAAAUGACAUAUUUUAUUAUGUCAUCUUUUAUCAACUUGUUAUUGUUUGAGAAACUGAGAACUUCUUCAUUGAUCACAUUCAUUAGCUCCAUCAGUAAGAAUCAUGCAACCUAUUACAACCACAAGGUAAUAGUUAAUAAAAGACAGUUGUCCCUUUGUUUAUUAAAUUAGUUUACUCCAUGUUGGUUGAGUUUUUUUUUUAAAAUUGAAUCCUGAUUUUAAUAUUGAAGUUACAAAAACUCUAAAACCAUUCUAUAAACUGCAUAUCAAAAUACCCUAUUCAGAUGAGAAUGAAAGGACGCCCAACACUGGUGCUAACAUGGAUUUAACUGACUGCAGAUGCCUCUCAUUCAAAACUUGGUGUGUAAAUUGACAAUUUUAAUUUUUUACAGUGAAAUGUGCUCAAAACUAUCAGUAAUUUUCCUAGUGUGGUAGCGUCAGGUUGUGUCGUUUGCAGUGAAAUGCAUUCCUCUGGACUGCACUCAGUUCUAAACUUUACUUGGCCUCGACCUUUCCAGUGCGAUCCUGACCUCCUAUUUUUGACUCUUGGGCCAUUAUCUGCCCUUUGACUUUCACUGCUGAAACAGUAGAACCAGUUGACUUAAAUGUCACAUGGCAUAUGAGAUGUAGUUAGUAACCUGAGCCUGCCUGCUCUUCUUUUCCCAACACAGUAGUAUCACUCUGUGCUCUGCACUGUAGUUUCAGUUGUUUAACCACAGUGAUUGUCUCUCAAUAAGGCAGUUUGUGGUAUUUCAGAGCAAAACAUUCAAAAAUAACACAGAUGUAAAGACAAAAAAUAUGAUUGUCCAGCUCUGCAAGGAAAAAAGAAAUCAGAGAAGCAACCAUUAAUUUUCUUACUUUCAUUAUAUCAUGAUAUUGUGCUGCAGGAAAUUAUAAAUGUACAUCACUCUGAAAAUACCAUUCCCACUGAAAUCAAAUCAUAUUCAUGUCAGAGAGUGGCCCAGUCAAAGUCCAGACCCAAAUAUAAUUAAGGAUCUAAAGCAAAAUCUUCAAAAACAUCAGCUAUUUUACAAAGAAAAUGAAGUUAUUUAUCAAUUCGUAGGGAAUGAGAGGCUGGUUAAAACAAACAAAAAAAAAUCAUAAAAAAGGGUUUUGCAAAGUAUUCUCAGUUGUGUUGGAUAGAAAUGAAUGUGAUGCUUUCACACAUUUUUAUGUGUAGAGAAAAAAUGAAAAAAAAAAUAAAAUAAAAACUUUCUUCUUUAAGUUCAUAAAAAUGCACUACAUUGUGCAAAUCUAACCCAUAAAAUCCACUAAAGCUUGUGGUAACAAAAAAUAUGGAAAAAGUAGUUUAAGGUUUAUGAAUACCAAAGUGUAAACCACUUGAAUUUUAAAGUUUUAAAGAAAAAGGGGGUUCUGUUGAUCAAACAGUGUGAUGCAACAGGCAACUAUUGCACUAUUUUCAAGUUUUGAACUAUUUUCCAACAAUUUUGUUUCAAAAUUGGCACUUUAAAACUGAAACCGACAGUGUGGACAGCUUCAUUAACGGUUUAUGUUCAAAAACCAAUUGUUUUUGCACAUUUAAACAUUUUUUUAACUUUCUGUUUCUAUAUUUCCACUGAUAUGCUUUGAGGGUCACUGACAUUCCAGAGUACAUAACUGGACACCAAAGGGACAAAGGUCUGAAAUGUAGGUGGUGUUCAAUCUAAAUUUGUUAAAUUGCUUUUUUCUACAUAUUUCUCAACUAACAGUGCUAAG